CUAGUACCCAUAUGGGAUCCUGGUGUGUUCAAGGCAAGGACGUUAGCCACUAGGACGCCAGGCCAGGCCCUCCCAUCUUCCUCUUUUGUGACUCAAGUCACAGGAUCAAGUGCUGAGCAGUGUGGCCACAGAGGGAACUAGGAAGCUCUUGAAUGAGCAGGGUGGCAGAGGAGAGGGGCUUAGGUGAGCAAGCAGGGGGAGGUGAAGGUGUAGGCACUGCCAGGGACCAUGGCAGAGGUCAUCACCUAUGCAGACCUGCGGUUCGUGAAGGCUCCUCUGAGGAAGAACAUCUCCCACCCAGGGCAUGAAUCUGAUGAAGAUGGGGAUAUCACCUAUGAGAACGUGCAGGUGCCUUCAGCCCCUGAGGCUCCCACAGGCCUGAUGCUACUCCCUGGACCAGAAAACCAAGCAGAGUUCCACAUGGAACAGCCAGCUGCAAGGAGCAGUGCCAUAUCCUCAGUUGCUGAGCAAAUGCUCCUCUGUCAUGGCCAUCCCUGCUGCUCACAGUACCUCCUGCUCGGCCUGCUCCUCACCUGCCUGCUGCUGGGGGUGGCUGCUAUCUGCCUGGGCAUGCAAUAUCAGCAGGCAUCUCAGCAGUUUGGGCAGCUGGGCAGGCUGCUGGAAUCUACCAACAGCAGCCUUCAGGAGCAGCUCCACCUCAGAACUGUCCAGCUGGGGCAGAUGGAAAAGGACCUACAGAACUCCAAGGAACAGCUGACCCAGAGCCAAAAAACACUAGAGGAGGAGCAGAGGGCACACCAGGCCACGCAAGUACAGCUGGAAAUCCACCAAGCCGAAAAAGAGAAGACGCAAAAGUCCCUGCAAAUGGAGGUGGCACAGAGGCAGGCUGUGCAGCAGAAGCUGAACCACCUGCAGGACACACUGAAGCCCUUCUUCACUUGUUCCUCACAAGACGUCUGCUGUGUGUUGGGCUGGAUACCCACCCAGGGAAGAUGCUUUCACGUCUCAUUCACCAAGAGAAAUUGGCAGAGUAGCCAGGAGUAUUGCAAAUCUCUGUUAUCCAACAUGGCC
This is a messenger RNA of Ochotona curzoniae (black-lipped pika), 1032 nucleotides long. RefSeq names its product B-cell differentiation antigen CD72-like. Gene Ontology annotation, cellular component: plasma membrane. Gene Ontology annotation, molecular function: transmembrane signaling receptor activity. Lineage: Eukaryota; Metazoa; Chordata; Mammalia; Lagomorpha; Ochotonidae. The annotation marks the transcript as partial. The transcript is spliced from 6 exons. The record is from RefSeq and is a predicted model, not a curated record.